AUGGCCAUCUCGUCGAAAACCGUCGCUGCUGUGCUCAUCACCAUGAUGCUGCUCAGCACCACCCCUGCUGCCACCAUGAGCACGCACCAUUAUCCAUGCACUGGAAGAAGGGUUCUGCAGGUGCCUGCAGCUGCAACUAACAAGGACACCGAUUCGUUCCCACCAUCCACUCCAGGCCAUAGCCCCAGCGGUGGCCAUGGCAGCAGUCCUCCGAUGACCAAAUGA
Messenger RNA from Miscanthus lutarioriparius, 225 nucleotides. The record is from the annotation of a GenBank genome assembly. NCBI's taxonomy places the organism in Eukaryota, Viridiplantae, Streptophyta, Magnoliopsida, Poales, Poaceae.